AUGAUAUCUCUUCUCAAUAUCCUGAAAGGGGUGCCGGUCCUCGCUGUCGCUGCAUGGGCAGCAGCGAGUUACCCUGCCAAGCCCGUCGACUUGACUACCCCUGUCCAGCAACGCAUCGCUAUAGCCGGACCAAGCUCUAUAUCGGUGGGCUGGAACACAUACGAGCAGAUAGCCCAGCCGUGCGUGCAAUAUGGCACAUCCAAUGACAGUCUCACCCUGCAGGCCUGCUCAACCUCAUCGGCCACGUAUCCCACCUCGCGGACCUACUCCAACAUGGUGGUGUUGACAGGCCUGGCACCGGCUACGACCUACUACUACAAGAUCGUGUCGACCAACUCCAGCACGGAGCACUUCCUCAGCCCACGGCCCGCAGGCGACAAGGGCGCAUUCUCGCUUAACGCCGUCAUCGACAUGGGCGUCUACGGCGUCGACGGCUACACCAUCGAGAUGGACAUGUCGAAGCGGGACGCGAUCCCGUCGAUCGACCCCUCGCUCAACCACACGACCAUCAGCCGACUAGCCUCCAGCAUCGACGACUACGAGCUCGUCCUGCACCCGGGCGACCUGGCCUACGCGGACGACUGGUUCGAGCGGCCCAAGAACCUGCUCGACGGCGCCAACGCCUUCGAGGCCAUUCUCGAGCAGUUCUACUCGCAGCUGGCCCCUAUCGCGGGGCGGAAGCCGUACAUGGCGAGCCCCGGUAACCACGAGGCCAACUGCCAGGAGGUGCUCGGUCCGUACGCAUGCCCAGAAGGGCAGAAGAAUUUCACGGACUUCCAAAACCGCUUCGGCGGCGCCAUGCUGCCGCCGGCGUUCCCGUCGACGUCGGGCAGCGACGCGGCGCGCGUGGCCGCCAACGAGGCCCAGAUGCUGGCGAACCCGCCCUUCUGGUACUCGUUCGAGUACGGCAUGGUGCACGUCGUCAUGAUCGACACGGAGACCGACUUUGCGGACGCGCCCGACGGGCCCGGCGGCUCCACCGUGCUCGACAGCGGGCCCUUCGGGUACGCGGACCAGCAGCUGCAAUUCCUCGAGGCGGACUUCGCGUCCGUCGACCGCACCGUGACGCCCUGGCUGCUCGUUGGCGGCCACCGGCCGUGGUACACCACGGGCGGCGAUAGCGAUGGGUGCGCCCCCUGCCAGGCGGCGUUCGAGCCGCUGCUGUACAAGUACGGCGUCGACCUCGCUAUCUUUGGCCACGUGCACAACUCGCAACGCUUUCAGCCCGUGAACAACGGCACCGCGGACGCGGCCGGCCUGGACGACCCGGCCUCGCCGAUGUACAUCGUUGCGGGCGGCGCGGGGAAUAUUGAGGGACUGAGUGCGGUGGGCACCGAGCCGGCGUAUACUGCGUUUGCGUACGCGGACGACUUUAGUUAUGCGCGCUUGUCGUUCUUGGAUGGAAAUAAUCUGCAGGUUGAGUUCAUCAGGUCCGCCACGGGCGAGGUGCUGGAUACGUCGGUGUUGUAUAAGGCCCACGCGGAGCAGUUUGUUGUGCAGUAG
Messenger RNA from Anthostomella pinea, 1503 nucleotides. Lineage: Eukaryota; Fungi; Ascomycota; Sordariomycetes; Xylariales; Xylariaceae. The record is from the annotation of a GenBank genome assembly.